GCAAAAGAGUCCAAAGUAAACGUAGGCCUUUUGCUCACAUCUUCAUAUUUCAUCCUUCCUUCUUAUCACUACUUAUCUGCUUAUCAAUUCAAAUUUAAUUUUCCAUGCAUAUCACUCUGCAACUGCAAACCCCUUCUUCACUCUCUCACCCUCUCAAAACUCGACACGUGUCCACAAACAAUUCAUAUAUCCCCACUUUACCCCCCACGUUUCCCACCGCCAUUGUCCAGCUCAAUACACCCUCGCGUGCAGAAACAAAAAACCAUCAAAUCAACAAUAAUUGGCCCCUCUCUCUCUCUCUCUCUCUCUCUCUCUCUCUCUCCUCAUUCUUGUUCAAAUCUUCUCCACCACCACCGCCACCACACAUCACGGCGGCGCCGCCACCCAGAAACCCAGAAAAAAAAAUGCAGUCUUGGCGCCAAUUAAUGAUCCCGUUAUUACUCAUUGUCUUUGUUAGUUCAUGUUUAGUAUUGGCGGGAACCGCCAUUGAAGAAGAAUCUGGAUCUUCAAUAUACGAAGUUUUGAAUUUAUACGGGUUGCCGGCGGGUUUGCUUCCGAAGGGGGUGAAGAAUUACAGCCUGGACAAUUCGGGGAGAUUCGCGGUCCACCUGGACCGGGCUUGCAAUGCAAAGUUCGAGGACGAGAUCCACUACGACGCAGACGUUUCCGGCAACAUUAGCUACGGGCAGAUCGACGGUCUGUCGGGAAUCAAGGCGCAGGAUUUGUUCUUGUGGUUUCCGGUUAUUCAAAUACGGGUCGACGUACCCAGCUCGGGUUUGAUUUACUUCAAUGUGGGCGUUGUUUCUAAGCAGUUCUCUCUCUCUCUGUUUGAAACUCCGAGGGAUUGUUUGGCUGUUCCGGGUUCGGAUCUUCUUCUUGCUGGAGCUCCGUUUGUUUCAAAGAUUAUUCACCCGGGUAAGCUCCGAUAUACAUUUGAUAUCGAUAAUUCAUCAAGAACCGGAUUGUAAGAUUUUGCGGGAAAAAUACGAUGCACCAUUAGCUUCAAUCACAUUACGAUUUUUUUCCGGUUCUUGUAAUGUAUAGAACAGCAGAGAGUCAGCUUUAGCGAUCGAUCGAUCACCGUUUAUUUGUUCUAGAAUCUUCUCCACGAUCAAAUUGAAGUCGACAUUGAAGGAUUCGUGUGGAAUAUAUAUAUAUACAUACAUACAUACGGGAGAUGAGAUAAUCACACGGGAUCAAUUGAGGGUUGGUAAUAAGGUGAUAUACAUUUGCCUAAGUUUGUUAGUCAAUGUGGAGAUAGGAAUAUUGUUUGAAAUUGAUUUUCUCUCUCUCUCUCUCUUUUUUUUUUUUGUUGUUGUUGUUGUUGUAGUAUUUAAGUAUUAGAUGAUGAACUCACACUUAUUUCUAUCAUGGAAUAAAAUAAGGAAUAAAGGGUUGUUAUUUUUUCGGUUUUUCA
Messenger RNA from Erythranthe guttata (spotted monkey flower), 1417 nucleotides. RefSeq lists its product as uncharacterized. The record is from RefSeq and is a predicted model, not a curated record. NCBI's taxonomy places the organism in Eukaryota, Viridiplantae, Streptophyta, Magnoliopsida, Lamiales, Phrymaceae.